AUUACAUCAUUUGAUCCCAUAAAAGCAGACAAGCAGCCCAACAAAGUUGGUGACAUUAUCAGUCAACUCAAUAUGAUCUGAUCAUCCCAUCCCAUCAGUCUACAUCUUUGGAACUUCAUUUCUUCUUUCUUCAACAUCUCAAACACAAACACACUAACCAUGUCUUUGUUUAGAAACCUCUCAAAAAGUUACUUCUUCACCACGAAACAACUUUUCAAACCCCCCAACUCAACCAACCCUUCUCACCUCUUCCCAUCUCUCACUCUUCUCUCUCGCUUCUCCACUUCAACACCCGGUUCAACCGCUCCGGUUCGUUAUGCGGCUCUCGGACCAACCAAACCACACGAGAAGCCACGCGUGGUGGUUCUCGGCACCGGUUGGGCCGGAUGCAGAUUCAUGAAAGGAUUAGAUUCUAAUAUCUAUGAUAUCGUUUGUGUAUCACCGCGUAAUCACAUGGUUUUCACACCUCUUUUGGCUUCUACUUGUGUUGGAACUCUUGAGUUUCGAUCUGUUGCUGAACCUGUUGCAAGGAUUCAACCCACUAUUUCUAAAGAACCUGGUUCUUUUUUCUUCCUUGCUAAUUGUACUGGUAUCAAUGCUGAUAAACAUGAGGUACAAUGUGAGACUGUAACUGAAGGAACACAGACACUGGAUCCUUGGAAGUUUACAAUCUCCUAUGAUAAGUUAGUAAUUGCACUAGGAGCACAACCCACCACUUUUGGAAUUCAUGGAGUUUAUGAACAUGCAAUUUUUCUUCGUGAAGUUUACCAUGCACAGGAAAUCCGUCGCAAGUUGCUCCUCAAUUUGAUGAUGUCUGACGUUCCAGGGAUUUCGGAAGAGGAGAAGAAAAGGCUGUUACACUGUGUGGUUGUCGGAGGUGGUCCUACGGGAGUUGAAUUUAGUGGUGAACUUAGUGAUUUUAUCAUGAGAGAUGUUCGUCAGAGAUAUGCUCAUGUGAAGGACUAUAUCCAUGUUACUUUGAUUGAGGCUAAUGAGAUAUUGUCUUCCUUUGAUGACCGACUCAGGCACUAUGCCACCAACCAGUUGACAAAGUCAGGAGUGCGACUUGUUCGAGGCAUUGUGAAAGAUGUACAAGAAAAGAAGAUUAUACUUAACGAUGGUACUGAGGUUCCAUACGGAUUGCUGGUUUGGUCUACUGGAGUUGGUCCAUCACCUUUUAUCCACUCGCUGGAUCUCCCUAAAUCUCCUGGUGGAAGGAUUGGUAUUGAUGAGUGGCUUCGUGUUCCUUCAGUACAAGAUAUCUUCUCAAUAGGUGACUGCAGUGGAUUUGUUGAAAGUACUGGAAAACCAACACUUCCAGCUCUUGCCCAAGUAGCAGAGAGGCAAGGUAAAUACUUAGCAGCCUUGUUAAACAAAGUAGGUGAAGCCAAUGGAGGCCGUGCAAACAGCAUGAAAGAUAUAGACUUGGGGAAUCAGUUUGUGUACAAGCAUCUUGGAAGCAUGGCAACUGUUGGAAGUUACAAGGCUCUAGUAGACCUCAGACAGAACAAGGAUGCAAAAGGAUUGUCUCUAGCAGGUUUUCUCAGUUGGUUUGUUUGGCGCUCAGCUUAUCUAACUCGUGUCAUUAGCUGGAGGAACAGAUUCUAUGUAGCUAUUAACUGGGCUACAACUUUUGUUUUUGGCCGUGAUAUAAGCAGAAUAUGAAAAUUUUUAGGUCAUUAUUAAAGGGAUAAGUGAUGAAUUCCAGUUAGCUGAACAACAAGGAACUGUACUUGUUCAUGAUAUUUGCUUCGUGUAUGUUCAAUUUGGUAGAAAUUGGUGGCACUUGAAAGGAGAUUACACAAAAGAUAGCUUGAAGAGGAAGGCAAUAAAAUAUGGCAGUCUUUGGUCUUAUUAUAAUCAACAAUGUAUACACAUCGAGAUUCAACUCUAGGCAUCACGUAUAUUAGUUACUGAGCACAACAAACCAGUUUUCAUGUUUAUAUCAACUGUUCAUCAUCAAGCAAAAAUCAUAAUGAACUGUUCACCAAUUGUAUGUUCAAAAUAAUGUAUGAAAAAAUUAUGCCUAAAAUUGUACGAGACAAUGAGUUAGUCCCUCAAAUAAAGAAAUUGACUACAUCUUUGAAAUUA
Messenger RNA from Medicago truncatula (barrel medic), 2091 nucleotides. Its product is annotated as internal alternative NAD(P)H-ubiquinone oxidoreductase A2, mitochondrial. Lineage: Eukaryota; Viridiplantae; Streptophyta; Magnoliopsida; Fabales; Fabaceae. The transcript is spliced from 9 exons. Gene Ontology annotation, cellular component: mitochondrion. Gene Ontology annotation, molecular function: NADH dehydrogenase activity. Bases 160 to 1665 code for a protein of 501 amino acids. The record is from RefSeq and is a predicted model, not a curated record.